ACUGGAGUUCGGACCAUGGAAACUCUGUCAGGACUGCAGCGAGUGAGAAAGGUGGCCUUUACUGUCUUCAAAGUCCCCUUCCUGUUUCUUCUUCUCUACAUUUUUGUGUGUUCCCUUGAUAUUUUAAGCUCUGCCUUCCAAUUAGCUGGAGGCAGGGUUGCUGGGAAUAUCUUCCAGGAAAACACGAUCCUGUCUAACCCAGUGGCUGGGCUGGUGGUUGGGAUACUGGUGACAGUGUUGGUUCAGAGCUCCUCCACCUCCACCUCCAUUAUAGUCAGUCUUGUAUCAUCUGGUUUGCUGGACGUGAGGUCAGCCAUCCCCAUUAUCAUGGGCUCAAAUAUAGGAACAUCAGUCACCAAUACCAUCGUUGCCUUGAUGCAAGCUAGUGAAAGAGAAGAGUUUGAACGGGCAUUUGCUGGAGCAACAGUUCAUGACUGCUUCAACUGGUUGUCUGUACUGGUGCUUCUCCCACUGGAAGCAGCAAGCGGCCUUUUGAGGCAUCUGUCCCAAGCUGCGGUCGACACGCUGCAGCUCGGGAAUGGAGAAGAUGCACCUGAACUUCUCAAAGUUCUCACUGAGCCACUAACUAAGUUGAUAAUUCAGUUGGAUCAGUCAGUCAUUACAGCCAUAGCAACAGGAGACCAAAGUGAACGGAACAAGAGUUUGGUGAAGAAAUGGUGCCAGAUUGCUAAAUAUGCUGAUUAUUCAAAUACAGUUGCUUUUUUUUCUUGUUUUCUAACUAAUUUUGUUUCUCAUCAUAUCUCUGUCUGCUCAGGCAGGCAUCUGUUUGUGGACAGCUCUCUGUCAGACUUGGCCGUUGGUCUGAUCCUCCUUGUUUGCUCCCUGUUGGUCUUGUGCAGCUGCCUGAUCCUGCUGGUUAAAUUGCUAAACUCCCUGCUGAAGGGCCAGGUGGCAACUGCUAUCAAUAAAAUUCUUAACACAGACUUUCCCUACCCAUUUGCUUGGCUGGCAGGCUAUCUGGCUGUAUUAGUUGGGGCUGGCAUGACAUUUUUGGUUCAGAGUAGUUCUGUCUUCACAUCUGCCAUCACUCCACUUAUAGGAAUUGGUGUAAUAAGUAUUGAAAGAGCGUACCCGUUAACCCUGGGAUCAAACCUUGGAACCACCACCACAGCUCUUCUGGCAGCCCUGGCUAGUCCUGGAGAUAAAUUAGCUGCUGCCACACAGGUUGCUUUAUGUCACUUUUUCUUUAACCUCCUUGGUAUCCUGCUUUGGUAUCCCAUUCCAGCCACUCGUUUACCCAUACAUAUGGCCCGUGCCCUGGGCAAGUGCACCGCCAGGUACCGCUGGUUUGCUGUCCUGUACCUUCUUGUCUGUUUCCUGCUGUUCCCGUCCCUUGUGUUUGCUCUCUCCAUGGCCGGCUGGAAGGUGAUGACUGGGAUUGGUGUUCCAGUCAUUACACUGAUUAUAUGUGUAUCRAUUAUUAACAUCCUCCAAAGACGGAUGCCCACUUGUUUGCCACUCAGACUACAGAAUUGGGACUUUCUUCCUAUUUGGAUGACCUCAUUGCAGCCCAUGGAUAACCACAUUACCAGGGUAAUCCUGUGGUUUGGAAAAACAAGAGGUUGGUGUUUUAAGAGAAAUGACCAGCCAGUAAAUACAUUAGAGAGCAAUAAUGUGAACCCUGAAAGAAAAGUAAGAAGAAAAUGCAACGAGAAUGCAAAAAACCAAGAGACAGAUGGAAAGUGCACAAAUCACAGAAAAAUGAGCAGUCAUAGAAGUUGUGAUUUAGAGCUUAUAGAAGGAAAUCUUUCUGAUAUCCCAACACACAACAYGUUUUUCAGAAACAAUGUGCAUCAAUCCACAGAGGAACACUUUAAAAAUGGGUGUGCUCAGCUUUAUAGCACUCACCUGUAG
Molecule: messenger RNA, 1875 nt
Organism: Austrofundulus limnaeus
Lineage: Eukaryota; Metazoa; Chordata; Actinopteri; Cyprinodontiformes; Rivulidae
Product: sodium-dependent phosphate transport protein 2A
Exons: 12
Coding region: 16-1875 (619 amino acids)
Biological process (GO): intracellular phosphate ion homeostasis; sodium-dependent phosphate transport
Cellular component (GO): brush border; vesicle; apical plasma membrane
Molecular function (GO): sodium:phosphate symporter activity
Source: RefSeq, a predicted model, not a curated record